This is a messenger RNA of Ascoidea rubescens DSM 1968, 2539 nucleotides long. RefSeq names its product DNA-binding domain-containing protein. Bases 266 to 2065 code for a protein of 599 amino acids. The transcript has a single exon. The record is from RefSeq and is a predicted model, not a curated record. NCBI's taxonomy places the organism in Eukaryota, Fungi, Ascomycota, Saccharomycetes, Ascoideales, Ascoideaceae.
CUUUCUCUUCCUCUUUUUCUUUUGUUUCUCUGUGAUAUUUAUGCUUUUCCACAAAAAAUUCGGUCUCUCUUAACUCAUCCCUUUUCCUCGUCCUUCUGAGACUUUUGCAAUCUUUCAAUCUCUCAAUUUCACCUUCUCGUGCUUUUUUUCUGUUUCAAUAAUUGCUUUUCUAUUAAGACGGCUCACAUCUUCCUGAUUUAACUGCCCCCGAAUUAUAUCUUCUACUCUAUACUAAACUCUCCACAAUCCAUUUCCUAUCAAAAUAAUGCCCAAGGCUGAUAAACCCCCAAGAGCAACAUUAGAGCAGAAAAUCGAAAUCCUAGAUUUCCAUCACAAAUCAAAUAAACCCCAGUCUGAAACCGUGGAAAAUUAUAAAAACCAGUACUCAAUCUCAACUUCCUCCUUCAGCGAAUGGCUAAAAAAUGAACAAGAAUUGAGAAAAAGAUACAACGAAGCUGGUGCUCAUGGAAGACAGGGCAAAAGAAAAGUCAGAUACAAAUAUGACACCAUCAAUAAAGAAAUGGACUUGUUUGUCUAUGACAGAAGACUGAAAAACCUAUCCUUGGGCGAACCCAUAUUAAGAGCCCACUGGUCUAAAUUGGCUCAUCAAAUCGGUGUAGAUGAUCCCAAAAGAUUAGACAGCUUCAGUCAUGGUUGGUUAAGUCAGUUUAAAAAAAGACAUGGCCUUGAUAGAAAAUCAAUGUCCACAUCCUCACCUUCUUUAUCCAUAUCAUCAAAUUCAAAUAAUCAACAAAACAAUCAACAGAACAUACAACAAAACAACCAAUCAAAUAAUAAGUUAACGAAAAACAAUUCAACAAAUAAUAACACAAAUAAUAACAAUAAUAAUAAUAAUAAUAAUAAUAAUAGUAAUAAUAACAGCAGUAAUAAUAAUAGUAAUAAUAAUAAUAGUAAUAAUAAUAAUAGUAAUAAUAAUAACAACAAUAACAAUAACAAUACUAAUACUAUUAGUAAUAACAAUAAUACUAUUAAUAACAGCAGUAACAAUAAAUUAAAUGACAACCAAAAUAGCUCAAUUGCAAGCAAUUCACCCAAUAGAUCUCUUAACACCUUGAACAACUUAAACACCAACCUUAACAACAGCCUCACCAAUAGCCUCACCAAUUCUAUCAGCCUCAAUGGUAACUCAGAGCUAUCAAUAUACGAACCAAGAUUGAAAUCAACCGCAACUCACUCGCCCAUUCAAAAUCAGCCCCAAAUCCUUCAACAGCAGCAGCAGCAGCAGCAACAACAACAUUCCGAAACACCAAUCAACUCAAACUUAUCUCCACAAAAUGGUGUUAAUGGAAAUCUUAACGUUAACCCCAACUCCGCUGUUGUUCACAUCCAGCAGGACUCUUAUCCUGCUCUAAAUGACGAAAUAUCCGCAAGAUUGUUACCAAAUCCAAACUCCCACAAUUCAAACAAUAACUCUGCUAAUGUUUCUACCUCCUAUAACUCAAUGCAACAGCAUCCCAAUGACAACAGAUUCAACUCCUCCUUCAACAACAUGUUCACCCGCCAGAUUCAACAGCCUUCAAACGCAUACUUGACAAAUGACACUUCCCAAAUACAACAGCAAUUAGGCACAAAUAGACCUUAUGAUCAUCCACAACACCAACAGCAGCAACAACAACAGCAGCAGCAACAACAACUAAGACCAUAUUCAACUUCUCAAUCCCAAUACCAGUCUUAUCAGCCUCAACAACAAAAUCAGCUACAAUUGCAGUCCUCUCAAUUGCAGUCCUCCCAAUUGCAAUCCUCCCAAUUGCAAUCCUCCCAACUACAAGUUCAACAACCCCAACAACUACAACAGUUGUCAAAUGGUAAUGUGAACAACAGAAUCAACGGCUCUUCUCUUAAUGUAGACAUACGUUCAAAAGAUAUCGAUCGUUUUAUAACAAGUUGGGCAACCAUUUUCUUUGAACAUAACAACGAUGACUUUCCAAGAUCAAAACAAUUGUUUGAAUCCUUUAAAAAGACUUUCAGGGAUGAGAUGUUAAUAGUCGAUAACAAAAACGGCUCCUUACAUAGAGUUGACAAGUUUUUCAUUGAUUAUCAUUAAGCAUCUACUAUCAUUUUCCAAUACUCUCUUUUUUUGUUCUUGUUUUACUUCGUUUUAAAUUUUUGUUAACUAUUGAGUUCUUGCUGGUGUAUUGUUUAUUCAUUAUGUUUGUUUUCAUUAAAAUUAUUAAAUUCCAUUUUUAUCACUUUUUUCCACCCUCUCCUAUAUAAAAUUACAUAAGAUUACGCUGCCAAUACAACGGGAGAUUUAGCUUUCUAAUCCCCCUUCUUAUCCAGAUACUUUCCUUGUUUUUUCCAAUCCGGUUUUUAGUACCCGUGUCCCGAUAGCAAAGCUGUUCCAUGCAGCAAAAAGAAUUUGGAAAUUUGAAGUCAAAAACUUCGUCAAAAUUUAAAAAAUUUCCCUUUUAUAUCAGGAUUUUGCUCUAAAAUAAACGUUUUCUUCCACAAUUAAUCCGAAAAUCUUUGUAAUUGGGACGCUACUUGUCGUGUUUCCACUUCCGAUUCUUCUUCUCCU